UGCACUCCAGUCGCCUUCACACCUUCACAGUCAUGGACCGGAGAAAACCCUGAGAUUACAGCAACACCCCCAAAGGAGCCAGGCCCGCGAAGCCCUGCGCUUUGCUUCUGGGAAGUGGACAGAAGAAUCACUGUGAUGCAGAACCUGAAAGCAGACCCAGAGGAGCUUUUUACAAAACUAGAGAAGAUUGGAAAGGGCUCUUUUGGUGAGGUGUUCAAAGGCAUUGACAAUCGGACUCAGAAAGUGGUUGCCAUAAAAAUCAUUGAUCUGGAAGAAGCUGAAGAUGAGAUAGAGGACAUUCAACAAGAAAUCACAGUGCUGAGUCAGUGUGACAGUCCAUACGUAACCAAAUAUUAUGGAUCCUAUCUGAAGGAUACGAAAUUGUGGAUAAUAAUGGAGUAUCUUGGUGGUGGCUCCGCACUGGAUCUGUUAGAGCCUGGCCCUUUAGAUGAAACUCAGAUUGCUACUAUAUUGAGAGAAAUCCUGAAGGGACUUGAUUAUCUGCAUUCAGAGAAGAAGAUCCAUAGAGAUAUUAAAGCGGCCAAUGUUCUGCUGUCUGAACACGGAGAGGUGAAGCUGGCCGACUUUGGAGUGGCCGGCCAGCUCACGGACACCCAGAUAAAGAGGAACACCUUCGUAGGCACCCCAUUCUGGAUGGCACCCGAGGUCAUCAAACAGUCGGCCUACGACUCGAAGGCAGAUAUCUGGUCCCUGGGCAUCACAGCUAUAGAACUGGCCAGAGGGGAGCCGCCCCAUUCCGAGCUGCAUCCCAUGAAGGUUCUGUUCCUCAUUCCAAAGAACAACCCCCCGACGCUGGAAGGAAACUACAGCAAGCCCCUCAAGGAGUUCGUGGAGGCCUGUCUGAACAAGGAGCCGAGCUUUAGACCCACGGCGAAGGAGUUGCUGAAGCACAAGUUUAUAAUUCGCAAUGCAAAGAAGACGUCCUACCUGACCGAGCUCAUCGACAGGUACAAGAGGUGGAAGGCCGAGCAGAGCCACGACGACUCCAGCUCCGACGACUCGGAUACGGAAACAGAUGGCCAGGCGUCGGGAGGCAACGACUCUGGGGACUGGAUCUUCACAAUCCGGGAGAAGGACCCCAAGAAUCUGGAGAACGGAGCUCUUCAGCCCUCAGAGUUGGAGAGGAGUAAGAUGAAAGACAUCCCAAAGAGGCCUUUCUCUCAGUGUUUAUCGACAAUUAUUUCUCCUCUGUUUGCAGAGCUGAAGGAGAAGAGCCAGGCGUGCGGGGGGAACCUGGGGUCCAUAGAAGAGCUGCGUGGCGCCAUCUACCUGGCGGAAGAGGCCUGCCCCGGCAUCUCCGACACCAUGGUGGCCCAGCUUGUGCAGCGGCUGCAGAGAUAUUCUCUGAGUGGUGGAGGAAUGUCAUCCCACUGAAAUUCCUUUGGCAUUUGGGGUCUUGUUUUUCCUGUUUUUUUCUUCAUCCUCCUCCUUCUUAAAAGUCAAACGAGAGCUUUUGCCGACUGCCGAAGAGGCGCCAGCGAGGGGGCGGCGUGCCUGGGACAGGACCGCACCCGUCCUCACACACUGGAGCCACACGAAGCCUCUCACGGGGGUGGGGAGGGUCAGCUCCUUCAAGUGUUUGUUUUAUUUUUUUUAUUGUUUUAAAAAUUUUAACCAUAGUGCACAUAUUCAAGGAAAAUAUCUUUAAAAACAAAAACCAACCCUGAAAUGUAUAUUUGGGAUUCUGAUCAGGCAACUGAAGACGUGAAACCUCAGGUAUCCUGCUUUACGUGGCUCGCUCCCCGGGGACGGAGGCGCGCCCUGCAGAUGGGUGUACAGAGUUGUAUAUAGUGCCGUUCUCACAGAACCCUCUGGGUGCGCAGGAAUCACUGCGCACACGCUGGCCAAGUGCUUCUGUACAUAACGUCGGUGGAGUAAAUAUUCGACAGGCCGUAACUCGAGUCUAUCGCCUUGCCUUGCCUUUAUUACAUGUAAAUUUUGAGUUCUGUGACCAGUGAUUUGGGUUUUGUUUUGUAUUUGCAGGGUUUGCCAUUAAUAAUAAUUAACGCCCCUCUUACAGAACACUCUUCUUUGUACCUCGACAGAUGCAAAUUUUUCUCGUUUGCCCUACACUCUUUUGGUACACAUAGAAGUUGAUUUCCUUUUUCAUCGAUGGUACUAUUUCUUAGUGUUUAAAUUGGAUCAUCUGUCGCCUCACAAAGCUUUAAAUUAUUAUUGUAAGUUUCUCCCAGAUGAAGUGCUCUCGUCUCACCUUUGUUUGGACUCGUGCCACUGCCCGUCUGCACCCGAUGUCUCAUCCUCUCCAACACGAUUUUCUGUUGCACCUUGUAGCAGAAUCUGCAUAUCAUCUUGCCCACCUAGAAGUGUCUGGAUGCUUACACGAAUAAAUUUUAUAACACUUA
This is a messenger RNA of Fukomys damarensis (Damara mole-rat), 2384 nucleotides long. RefSeq names its product serine/threonine kinase 24 (gene Stk24). Gene Ontology annotation, molecular function: ATP binding; protein kinase activity. Gene Ontology annotation, biological process: protein phosphorylation. Bases 136 to 1395 code for a protein of 419 amino acids. Lineage: Eukaryota; Metazoa; Chordata; Mammalia; Rodentia; Bathyergidae. The transcript is spliced from 11 exons. The record is from RefSeq and is a predicted model, not a curated record.